AAUAAAUCCUCUUUUUGGUGUUUUGCACAUGUUCUUGUAGUGUUUAUUUCAUGAGGGAGAAAGAAAAUUAGGCUUAAAAUUGCAUUUCUGAGUAUUUCUCUGUUCAAAUUGUUGUCAAUCAGUUGCAGAUGAAAACAUCUUUCUCUGCUAUGUCCUAGAAAAUUAUACACGUUUUUUGAUUUUGCUUAAACACAGCAUAAUCAUCAUUUUAAAGACCACUGUGAAUGCUUUAAAAUAGAUUAAAUAGAUCAGAUUAAUAAAUAAUAUUUUAGCAUUUGACUCUCCUGCAGGAGAAAGACUGAACAGCAGUCCUGUCUUGUUCUCCUGUGAUCUGCACCUGCUGCUUCUGAUGUCUAGCUCUCUUUUAUUUAAGGUUUGUAACACCGCUGGUCAGAACUCUCAGAUCUGGAGGAGACGGAAGGAAAAGGAGAAAUAGAAAAAAAAAAAACAAUUGGGGGGCUGUACAGAGGUGUAGCGCUCAGCUGGAUCUUUUCUGUGUGGGGUUCACAUGUUCUCCCAGGCUUCCUUUCACAGUCCACAAACCUGCUUCAUAGAUGAAUUAGUGACUCUAAAUUGCCUAUUCAGGGUGAACCCCAAAUUUCAUGGGGCCGAAAUCCCUAGUGGCCCCCUGUGGCUUCGCCUGUCACUGGGCUGCUAUGAAACCCCAAAAUGUGCGCGGGCCACCAUGUAAACUUUUAGAGAAAAAUGGUCUGGUCGCCAUCAAAUUUGAACUUUUUCUUAAAAUUCACUGCAUUGCGAAUGAAAAUAAGACUGCCUCUUCCAGAUUAUGACACAGUCUGUCAGUUCUGUUUGGUUAUUUUCCUCAUUUUUGUGCUCUUUUUCCUGUGCAGGUUGGCUGUGGCUUUUCCUGGAGGGCUCUGCCCCCCUUCCUGUUAACUCUCCAUGGAUUGGCACACAGCUGCCUGCACUUGAGGUUAAUUUGUUUGAGGUGUAUUUGAGUGGUUUUGUUUCCUCACUCAGUGUUGGUGUAGCGUCUGUUCAGUCCUUUGGUUUAAGUCUGUUCUCAUCAGUAUGCUGGUUUUGAGUACUGUUGUGUUUGAGGAUUUUUUCCCUCUCCUAAAGAGGUAUUUUUGUUAAUUAAACUCCUUGGUUUCCUCACUCUGGCUCGUCAUCUUGUCCUGCCUGUGGGUCAAACUGAUAUCCCCAUGACAGAUUACAAAACCUGCUUUUAGGUCCUAGCAUGGGGACAUUGAUAUGUGACCAUAGCCUUUAAACAGGAUCGUUGACCUCUACUUCUGUUCAGAUUAUUACAAAAAAUGUUAUGGGAUUUAUCAUACACCCUGAAAAACCAAGAAAUCGCACAUAAAAAAAACAAGUGUGUGUUGAUAUUGAAUCCCCUGCAGAAUCCAAACCUAUUUUGUCAAUUUGAUUUUCUUGUAAAAAUCAAUUAUAACACUUCUGAAUAUAUUUGUGUCAUUAUUGUAUUUAUUUUGAUUUAACCAACAAUCCACCUUCAUUUAGAUUUUUAAAAAAUAUUUUGGAUUUUAUUUAAUCUUUCAUUUAUUUGUAUUUUUGGCCUCUAAAACUGAGACAAUGCCUGCAGACAUUCACGUUCUCAGCAUGCUCUGUUAUCAAUUCCCCAUCUUCAAGCUAAAAAAAUAAAAAAUAAAAUAAAAUAAAAGCCCUUUUUCACAUCGCACCAGACUGUCUUCCGCCUAGCCUUCCCCAUCUAUUGAGAUGCCAAUGUGUACAUAAAAACACUUUUGUCUUUCAGAUGAAUAGGAAUAAGCCGGUGGCUGUUUUCCUGAAUGUCAAACUGCAUUUGUUCCUAUUUUGUGAGCAAACAAAACCUGAAAUAGAAGGAAAAAACCCGGAACCCUCAGAGGUGGCCUUCAAGAGCAGAUUUAAAUCUCAGAGAGGCGUCUGAAACUCACAAUCUCUUUAAAACCUUAAGAAAAAAAGAGGAAGGGAUGGGAAGGGAGGAGGUCCAGAGGAGAAGGAGAGGGAGAGAGAUCAUGCGCCGCAGCGCUUCGUUUGCCUCCAGUUUGGUUUGGCGCUCGGCUGGAUGUCACCGCCUUUUACGCGCGGAGCUCCUCUCCCUCUGAGUCCCUCUUCUGCCCUUUUUCUUUCUUGGUGGUACAUAGCGGCUUAAUUGGGACGAACCUGGAUUAGUGGACCGGCAGAUUUCGGAUUGUGAGCGAGGCGCUGCAGCCCGAGGUGGGAAAUGACGGCGGACAAACUUCACAGAGUCAGAAUGAACGUGCCUGCCAUCAUUUUGCUCAUCCACCUGACGCAAACUCACAUCAAAGUGUUGGAGGCCAGCAGGGGGGCAGAAGAGGCUCGAUGUCCACUGGGUCAGUUCCCGUGUGGGAAUAUGAGCGUGUGUCUGCCUCAAGCUCUGCAGUGCAACGGACACAACGACUGUCCCAACAGAGCGGACGAGUUACUCUGCGGUGACAACAUUGGACUUGCAGACUUGAUCAGUGAAAAACUUAGAAACAAACCUGCUAACGCUCAACCGGUUACCCAGAGAGAGUGUUUCCUAGAUACCUAUCCAGAGAGCUGCGACUGCACCCAGACGGACGUUGAAUGUGUGGAGGUCAGCCUUCAGGAAGUGCCUGUGCUCUCCCCGAACGUUACGUGGCUGUCUCUUAGGAACAAUAAGAUCCAAAGACUGCCUGAUAUGGUGUUUUCGGAGUACAGCGCCCUCGAGAGAUUAUUUCUGCAAAACAACAGCCUCCAGUUUGUGUCAAAAGACGCAUUCAGUGGCCUACGCAGCCUGAAGAAGCUGUUUCUCAGUGAGAACUUAAUAUCCUCGCUUAGCCCUGGUGUAUUCAGGGAACUGAAUCAGCUGGAGUGGCUAAUGUUGGAUCAUAAUCCUUUAAGUGGUUUGUCCCCGGACACCUUUAUGGGACUCCAUUCUCUGAUGUACCUAUCCAUGGUGCACACGUCCCUGCAGCAGCUCCCUCAUCCCAGCUUCUGUCAGCACAUGCCUGCCUUGGAUUGGCUAGAUCUGGAAGGAAACCACAUUGAGACUCUUAACUACUCCAUCCUCAAGACAUGCAGCAAACUCGAAGUUUUAUUGUUGAUGGACAACAAGAUUAGGAGAGUUCCUGAAAACACAUUUCAGUCUCUGUGGAAGCUGGCCGAACUAAACCUUUCCAGCAACAGAAUAAAGGAUCUACCGAAGAACACGUUUAAGAACCUCUCCAAGUCCCUCCUAAAACUGAAUAUAUCCUACAACUCUCUUCUGCGCAUUCACCCGGCUCACUUCAGUCACCUGACACACCUUCAGUCCCUAGCACUGGAGGGUAUUGACAUCCCGGAUAUUCAGACGAAGAUGUUUCUUCCCAUGAGGAACCUGUCUCACAUCUACUUCAAAAUGUUCCAGUACUGCUCUUACGCCCCUCAUGUCCGAUCCUGCAAACCCAACACUGACGGCAUCUCAUCCUUUGAGGACCUGCUGGCUAACAUGGUGCUGCGUGUGUCCGUCUGGGUCAUGGCUUUUAUUACGUGCUUCGGCAACCUGCUAGUCAUUGGCAUGAGAUCACUGAUUCGUGCAGAAAACAACCUGCAUGCCGUCUGCAUCAAAGUCCUUUGCUGUGCGGACUGCCUCAUGGGCGUUUACCUGUUUUUCGUCGGGGUGUUUGACGUCAAAUUCCGUGGGCAGUACAACCGAAAUGCUCUGCAGUGGAUGGAGAGCGUGGAGUGUCGCACAAUUGGGUUCCUGGCCAUGCUCUCAUCUGAGGUGUCCGUUCUCCUCCUGACCUACCUGACUUUAGAGAAAUUUCUGGUCAUUGUCUUUCCGUUCAGCAACCUACGCCCGGGCAAGCUUCAGACAGUAGUGAUCCUGUCUUCCAUAUGGCUGGUGGGAUUCAUCAUAGCAGCUGUGCCUCUUAUGAAUGAGGAGAUCUUUGGGAAUUACUACGGCCGCAAUGGGGUUUGCUUUCCUCUGCACUCCGACAGACAAGAAAAGCCAACAGCCAAAGGAUAUUCCACAGGGAUUUUUCUGGGUUUAAACCUGGUGGCCUUUCUGGUGAUUACCAUGUCCUACUCCAGCAUGUUCUACAACAUUUACAAAACCGGCAUCAAUGCCACAGACUUGAGGAGCAGACUGCACAAAGAUGUUGCAGUGGCCAACAGGUUUUUCUUCAUCGUGUUCUCUGAUGCCCUCUGCUGGAUUCCUAUAUUUUUAGUGAAAGUUCUCUCACUGUUGGAGGUGGAGAUACCUGGCACCAUCUCCAGCUGGGUUGUCAUCUUUGUCCUUCCCAUCAACAGUGCCUUAAAUCCCAUCUUAUACACGCUGACAACGAGUUUCUUCAGAGAACAGGUGGAGGUUUUGCUCUGUCGGUGGCAGAGGAGACACACUCUGAAAAAAGACCGCAAAAGCCUCACCUCUUCCACCAUUUUCAUGGAAACGUCGAGGCCGCCUUGCUGCCAGCCGCCGUCCUACCUCCAGCGGGUGUCCCUGAUCGGUGGAGAUCCUCGGUACGCCUAAUGAGAGAGCACUUUUUCGGAUGGUGUCACUUUAUACUUAACGGGUCAAAGGCCUGACUCCUAAUGCCUCUCACUCGACAGCAGCACUGUUUUAAGGGACCGACUUUUAUGAGGAAAAACGGGACAGUCACUGUGCAGUUUCAUCAUGUUCCCCCGCCCUCCAAGUCAUAAACACCUGCAGCACCUUUGGCCUUUGUGUCUACUCAAGGUCACCUCAAGAAAUGGACUGAGGAGCCGGCGGUUCCAGAUGAACUGGGUACCAGCAUGAACAAACGGCCCAUAUUUUCUUAUUUUUAAAGCAAAAAAAGCUUGGAAUUGAACUCUACUGAGUAACCUGGCAACUCAAGACUUUUUAUGAUUUUGUCAAGUGAAAAAGUGCAAACAGAACUUUUCCAAAGGUGGGUACUUGAUCUUUGGAGUGUGGAAGUGGAAGAUGAGCAGCCUGAAAAUCUUGUUACAGACACUGUUUUUUUUUUUUUUUACGUUUAGACUAAAGAGGAAAAAAGAGGCUCAUGAAAACUCUUCUAAAAAAUCAUUUGAGGUCAAACAGUUUCAGAUGUAGCACCACUGCUUGGUUUAUGGAAUGCUGAACUCAUAUGAAAAUGCAAUUGCUUUUGUUUACUGCACAAACAAAAAUAACCUAAAUGAGAUGGUUUUUAUUCUUGUUUUUACCAAUUUUAUCAUUUUCAAAAUCAAUAUUUGAUGAAUAUUAAAACAAAAAGACAUAACAUGUAUUUAAGUGAUGCAUAAAAGGAAAAUCCCAGACAUGUUUUUUCUUCAACCAUGCUUCCAUUUCUAUUUAUCAUUUUCUUUUGUUUUCAUACUUCAUUGCAUUUUGCUCUGAAAACCAUAUAAUUAUUUUGUUCUUACUUUUUCAAUGCACAAAUGUGUUGUUGAUAUGUUCUGUAAAGAGAUCAUUUUGAUCAUAUUUAUGAGUCAUGACAAAUUGUUGUUGAAAUCUUGCAGAUUUAUCUUCCAUUCUUCAUUUCAUCCUAAUAUACAAGUGUUUUUCAGUUGCUCUGUAGUCAUUGUAGUUUCUAUUUUCUGUGGCGUUUUUGAUAAAAUUCCUCUGUUGUGAUUUGUUAAAAGUUAAGCUAAUAUGCUGCAGCAUCUUGAUACUAUUAAGUAAUGCUUUAAGUGAUCCGAUCUCUUCAUUAAGAGAAUAACUUAAACUGGAAUAAAUGAUUCAAUAUCUGCAUUGCACAAAUUUGUGGAGAAGAGCCCUGACUCCACUAUCUGGUCUUGCUUUGGGUUGAACUCCCUAUAAUUUGUUUUAUUUAUUUGUCUAUUUUUUGGUAUCUUCUUUGACCUUUGCAGUUACCAAAAAAAAGUGUAAGAUUCAAAGAAGACGCAUUUAAGGGUCUUAUAAAUGCAAGAAAUGUGACAAGAAAGGCAGAAAAGAUGCUUUCACUUUCUUUUUAUUGUAGCCUACAUGUUUAGUCUAUUUUUGUUAUACAUAAAUCGGUACAAAGCCUUCCUUUCUCAGUCUGUGUUCAAUGUACUGUGCAUUUUUUUCAAGCUCAUAUACGUAUAUAUAUGAGAAGAGACAUGAAGAAUAAAUAUUUGGUCAAUUUCUGAA
This is a messenger RNA of Oryzias melastigma (Indian medaka), 6037 nucleotides long. It is a transcript of the gene rxfp2a, whose product is annotated as relaxin family peptide receptor 2a. The transcript is spliced from 20 exons. Gene Ontology annotation, molecular function: protein binding; G protein-coupled receptor activity. Gene Ontology annotation, biological process: G protein-coupled receptor signaling pathway. The record is from RefSeq and is a predicted model, not a curated record. Lineage: Eukaryota; Metazoa; Chordata; Actinopteri; Beloniformes; Adrianichthyidae. Gene Ontology annotation, cellular component: membrane. The coding region runs from base 2186 to 4459 and encodes 757 amino acids.